GCUGUGCGCCGCUGCCUCCCGUCUUGGGACAUGCUCGUGCAGAGCGUGGUGCUGGCGGUCGUGCCAGCGUGGACGGCGUGGCUGAUGCCAGCGAUGCUGGCUCUUCGAGGCUCGGCCAUCGAGCACGCCGUCGGCAUGGGGCCCCUGGUCGCGGACUCCGUUGGCUGCGCCGCGGGCGAUGGUCACUCGGGCUCGGAGGGCGGGUUCGUUUCAUUCCUAGACGACUUCUCGGUGGCGGCGGUGGCGUGUGCGGCCCGGGGGCCGAAGUCGGGAGUUGAGCCACUCCUGGACUGGGCCGAGGCCCGCGCCCUCGGCGUCCGCCUCGGCAGUGCAG
Molecule: messenger RNA, 334 nt
Organism: Prorocentrum cordatum
Lineage: Eukaryota; Dinophyceae; Prorocentrales; Prorocentraceae
Source: the annotation of a GenBank genome assembly